CUUCCGCUGUCACCGCGCAUGCGCACAGGAGGAUGCGCUCAAUCCGACGCGAGCACCUCAUGACGCGGCGGCAGCAGACAGCUGGAUCAGAGCGCAGUUUCUAGGUAAAAAUGGCCGUGGAGAAGCGCCUGGCAUUCUCUAUUGUGCAGUUCCUACGAGAUCAAACACAUUGCGGUGCUUUGAAUUCUGAUGAGCAGGAGAGCCUUGAAGUUGCGAUACAGUGCUUGGAGACCACCUUCAAGAUCAGCUCCAGUGACUGCCAUCUUGCAGUGCCACAGCCACUUACGGAGAUAUUCCUCAAUUCCCUGCUCAAGAAUGACAACCUGACCCUGCCAGAGACUUCCCCGUCUCCUGAAGACAUUGAACGAGCAGAGCAGCUUAAGAAUGAAGGUAACAAUCACAUGAAGGAGGAGAACUACAGAUGUGCAGUGGAGUGCUACACAAAGGCCAUCGAUCUGGACCUAAGAAACGCUGUGUACUACUGCAACAGGGCUGCAGCUCACAGUAAACUGGGGAAUUACACUGAGGCGACUGGGGACUGUGAGAGAGCCAUUGGGAUCGAUCCCUCGUACAGCAAAGCGUAUGGGAGGAUGGGUUUGGCUUUGACAGCUAUGAACAAGUAUCCAGAGGCAAUUUCUUACUUCAAGAAAGCUUUGGUAUUAGACCCUGAGAAUGACACCUACAAAUCCAACUUGAAGAUUGCAGAGCAGAAGCAGAAAGAAGCAACCAGCCCAAUAGCAGCUGGAUUAGGAUUUGACAUGGCGAGUUUAAUCAACAACCCUGCCUUCAUCAGCAUGGCUGCAAGUGUUAUGCAGAACCAGCAAGUGCAACAGCUUAUGUCAGGAAUGAUGUCUAAUGCAGUUGGAGGUCCAGCAGCAGGAGUUGGAGGCCUGUCAGACAUUUCCAGCUUGAUUGAAGCAGGACAACAGUUUGCCCAGCAGAUCCAGCAGCAGAACCCAGAGCUGAUUGAGCAGCUCAGGAACCACAUCCGGAGUCGUUCCUUCAGCGGCAGCGCCGAGGAGCACUCAUGAUCUAUUCAGCCUCACAUUUUUUUUCCAAGGAAGGGCAACCAUAUGGCGCGAUUACAAUCUCUACACCCAUUUCUUAAAGUCAAAUCCCCGGCAAAGCUGGAAUGAAGAGACAAGGAUGGGGUUGAAGGCACUUUACUGUGACUAAAGGCUCUGGCGUAUAGAGUUGAAGGCCUGGAGACUGGACCAUGAAAUGAAGUAUCCCACACAUCUAGGGCAAAACAUACUGUAAACACUUCAUCACAAAAAAAGAAGCCAAGAAUGCAUUCAGCCUACUGACAGAACAUGAGUCAGUUCUUUCUUCAGAGCUUUUACAUUCUGCAGAGAUCGUGUUUUAUAUGUGCUGAAACUACUGCCCUCCUCGUGUUAUGAGUUUAAGGGUCCUUCUGUCUCGUCUUGAUGAAUAGAGAGGGUGAGGGAGGAAUGUACUUUUACAGCAUAGCAGGGAGCAUCUCCGCUUUUUCUCAUACAAACGCACACACUGGACAUCAGGUUUGUUUAUAAUGCAUCCUGUUUAAUAUUAUUUUUGUAGAAGAACUCUAACUGUACUCGUUUAUUGGGCGAUAAAGACCAUUCAGUCCUUGACCACACAUCACUGCUUUUUAAUCUUGAACUUUUGGUUAAGACAACUGUGUAUUUGUAUAGCAGUGUAUGCGGCCUGCUUUAUGUUGUUACGGCACUUUAGCAAAAAUAAAUGUCACCCCUUUAAGCCUAUUUAAUUGCUCAUUAUCCAGUAAUAACAUAUUCAUACUGUUCAUUUUGCAUGCUCUUAAAUCUGAUAUUUGAGAUCAGAUGCUUUAUGGAAACAAAUAGGUAUGCUAGGGCAGCACAUUGUUUUGUCUAAAACAUACGAAUAAAUGUCUUGAAAUUGAA
Acanthochromis polyacanthus (spiny chromis) is the source of this 1901-nucleotide messenger RNA. RefSeq names its product small glutamine rich tetratricopeptide repeat co-chaperone beta (gene sgtb). NCBI's taxonomy places the organism in Eukaryota, Metazoa, Chordata, Actinopteri, Pomacentridae. The record is from RefSeq and is a predicted model, not a curated record. Gene Ontology annotation, cellular component: membrane; TRC complex. The transcript has 12 exons. Bases 111 to 1031 code for a protein of 306 amino acids. Gene Ontology annotation, biological process: post-translational protein targeting to endoplasmic reticulum membrane. Gene Ontology annotation, molecular function: molecular adaptor activity; protein binding.